AAGAGCUUCCCGCAACCUGAAAUCUGAGCUUCAACAUCGAAUUGACGCAAUAGCUGGCAAUAAUCUUCUCCCAACUUUACCUUCGAGAUCAACAGUCAUCGUACGAAGAUUCAUGGACCUUGUUGGUUGACCCGAAACUCCUAGAUUAUCUCCCAGAAGACACAACUACGCUUGUGCCCGUCGGCAAGAUGUCACUGAGUCCGCCAGGCUAUCUCGGCACCCUCCAGAGCAAUAUCAGAGCUCGUCCUAUACCCUGGGACGGUGCCGUUCGAGCGGGAAACCUAACAGAAGACCAGCUCAAGAGAAUCAGAUCGGUUGACAAGGUCAGGAAAGAGCAGCGGAAACAGACAAUCGAGAAAGAUGUGAACAGCUACAGUGCUCUGCUUAUCGGCGGCACAGACGGUGGCAGUGUGCUUGAAAAAGCCUCGAAGCGUAGCGACAUCAUCCAAUACAGUCUAGUACUGGCAACGGACCUCAUCAAUGAUGCUCCAGAUCUCGCAAAAGCUAUUCUAGAGCACCCUGAACCCUAUAGGAGCUUCCUGUCCUUUCUCAACCAGGGAAACGACCCUAAGGACCCCAUCCCCCUCCUCUCCGCCACAUUUCUAGUCAAUCUUAUCGCCAUUUCUAUAACGACCUCCUCACGCCCAGCUAGGCGAGAUGACGAGGCGCUCCCGCAGGUCUACUCGUACCUGGCCACAUUGGUCAAGGAUCAAGACAGUGGAUUACAGGAUAUCGGGGUACAGCACAUGUCACAAUUACUGCGGACGAAGCGAUCAAAAGAACUAUUCUGGAGCCAGAGACAGGAUACGGUCGAUCCUUUGUUCGACAUCUUGAGAAAAGCCGCUGGAGCUGCAAAAGACAAUGACUCUACGCUGUGGAGUGGCAACGCUAGUAUACGGAGCAAUGACACGAGAUUUGGUGAAGGGGUAGGCCUGCAAUUGAUGUACCAUGUGUUACUGGUAAUAUGGCAGCUCAGCUUCGAGGGUGAGCUAGUGGGCGAAGGUCUUGAAAAGGACGAGGAGAUUGUGCCGCUGUACACACAGCUUCUGCGGAUGUCACCCAAGGAGAAGACUACCCGACUCCUGUUGGCAACACUGAACAACCUUCUUGCAACCAAUAAGGAGACGCUGAUUGCGACUGCAACAACUGCCAGGCUUCCUACCCUGCUGAGCAAUCUGAGCAGUCGUCAUCUGACUGAUCCCGAUUUAUUGGAGGAUUUGGAGGCGUUGAAGACGAUGCUUGAAGAAUACACAAAGAAUCAGACAACAUUUGACGAGUACGCUGAUGAGGUAAAUUCUGGCCAUCUACGCUGGUCACCACCCCAUCGUAAUCCGACUUUCUGGCGUGAAAACGCACGCAGGAUCCUGGAGGACAAAAGCGGCGAACUCCCCAAGAAACUGGCCGAGAUCCUGUCUAAGAGCUGGGAGUCGGACAAGCAAGUGUUGGCCGUCGGGUGCAAUGACGUGGGGAACUUGGUGAAGCAUGUUCCGGAGCAACGGACUGCGCUCGAGAAACUGGGCCUCAAGGCUCGGCUUCUGGAGUUGAUGGGCGAUCCCGACGAGAAUGUGAGGUGGGAGAGUCUCAAGGCCGUAGGUGACUGGAUGAGGUACACGUUCGAUAAGUGAGUGGCUGGGCUUUUGGCACGAAGUUCGGCGCUGAUUGAGGCCAUGAAACGGGUUGAUCAUGGCCGAGACAUUGAUUCCUCUAGAGUCGUGGUUUGUGGCGGCAAAGACGCAUUGCUUUUGGUUGCUGUAUAAGAGAGAAAGGAAAGAACGCUCCACAGGUCUUUUAGAAGCAAUGGCCCCUUAAUUAUACUCCGAACUCCGUGCUCC
Molecule: messenger RNA, 1832 nt
Organism: Cladophialophora immunda
Lineage: Eukaryota; Fungi; Ascomycota; Eurotiomycetes; Chaetothyriales; Herpotrichiellaceae
Exons: 4
Coding region: 189-1625 (478 amino acids)
Biological process (GO): proton transmembrane transport
Cellular component (GO): fungal-type vacuole membrane; vacuolar proton-transporting V-type ATPase, V1 domain
Molecular function (GO): proton-transporting ATPase activity, rotational mechanism
Source: RefSeq, a predicted model, not a curated record